AUGGCGCCGCCCGGCGGGUCUACCCGCGACGUCCUGCACGUCGCGGUCCUUCAGACGGACCCGACCGCGGGUUCCACCGCGCAGAACCUCGCCCGCGCGAGCGCGCUGGUGGACCGCCUCGUCACGGAGGCGCGAGGCACGCUCGGGCUGCUCGUCGCCCCCGAGAUCGGCUUCGGGCGGUACAUCCUGGACGCGGAGGGCGCACGCGCCGCGGCUCGAGACGAGGGCGAGAUCCUCGCGUGGGCCGCCGCCGUCGCCCGCGCGCUGGGAUGCCACGUCUGCGUCGGGCACGUGCGCUCCGACGCGCGCACGGGCGAGAUGUUCAACUCGCAGACGACGCUGAACGAACGCGGCGAGCGCGUCGUCGUGUACGACAAGACCCACCUCUACUUCGUGGACGAGAAGUGGGCGGUCGAGUCCAAGACGGGGUUCGCGCAGACGUCGCUGUCGCUCAAGGUGAUGCGAAAGACGGAGGGGAGGGGGGGCGGCGACGACGCGGCGGGGACGACGACGGGGCGCGGCGACGACGCGAAGAGAUCAAACGACGCGAAGAGAUCAAACGACGAAUCAAGCGACGCCCCCGUCGCCGCGCCCCGUCGAGCCGUCGUCGUGACCAACGCCAUAUGCAUGGACAUAAACCCGUACAGGUUCGAGGCUCCGUGGCACGCGCACGAGCUCGCGUCCGCCGCAUCCGGGUCCGACCUCAUCCUCUUCUCGUCGGCUUGGACGUCGGCGCACCCGGAUGACUCGAGCGACGCCAAGUCCGCGCCGAUCGAUCCGAAUCAGGUCCUCUCGUACUGGGUCGCGCGGCUCGAACCCUUGCUCGGCGCGCCGGCGUCUCCGGUGUUCGUGUGCGCCAACAGGGUCGGGGUGGAGGAUGAGAUUCAGUUCACGGGAUGCUCGUGCGUGAUCGACCUGAGGGGACGCGAGGGCCCGAGGGUGCUGACGGCGGCGUUGGACGGGAAGGAGUCGAUACGCACGUGCCUCGUUCCGCUGGGUCCGCUGGACGAUGACAGCGACGACGACGACGAAGAGGAGGAGGAGGAGGAGGAGGAGGAGGAGGGGGAUGGAGACGUCGGCGAGGAAACACUCGGGCACGGCGCGGGUACCCCUUAG
Molecule: messenger RNA, 1116 nt
Organism: Micromonas commoda
Lineage: Eukaryota; Viridiplantae; Chlorophyta; Mamiellophyceae; Mamiellales; Mamiellaceae
Exons: 1
Coding region: 1-1116 (371 amino acids)
Biological process (GO): protein catabolic process
Molecular function (GO): protein-N-terminal asparagine amidohydrolase activity; protein-N-terminal glutamine amidohydrolase activity
Source: RefSeq, a predicted model, not a curated record